This is a messenger RNA of Cephus cinctus (wheat stem sawfly), 4973 nucleotides long. Its product is annotated as AF4/FMR2 family member 4-like. Bases 198 to 3350 code for a protein of 1050 amino acids. The transcript is spliced from 2 exons. The record is from RefSeq and is a predicted model, not a curated record. Lineage: Eukaryota; Metazoa; Arthropoda; Insecta; Hymenoptera; Cephidae.
AGGAAAGAAUUGACAACGAAACAAUGACGCAACGAGUCGCAGUAUAGAACGUUUAGAGUUUGUCACGUGAUGGAAGAGCACGUAUUUGGCAUAAGUGAAAAUUGCUAGCUCUCCUUAUUUCUGCAGAAUGCAAAACGCGCGCGGUCGUUCCUAUGUGAUAUUGAGCUGAAGCAAAAUCCAACGUAAAAUUCAACGUUAUGCUGAGUGCCGGGACUCAAGCCCACUUCGUCCUAACCUUGCAGUCGAUGCCGCCAUUUGUCGUCGAGAGUAUUCUAGUCCUGGCUCUUGCUGUUAUUAUGGCGAUACCUCUUAUCCUCCAAGUUCAGAUGCUCUUUGAUGGUAUCACCAAGGCGACAGAUCCAUAUCCAGCUAUUUGUCAGAACGAUUGGAUGGAUGCUGAGUAUCGUGAUGUCGUCACGCAUUAUCCGGCAACUGCCAUCUUGGACACGAGUUCUGGCUCUAGCGUGAAUAUGAAACUGAUGCCUGCGAGAAAUGCUUGCUCCACGCCCAUGUUCAAAUCGGAGCUGAAGAACGCGGAGGACACUCGUGUCAGGAUGCCAAUACUCAAGAGUUCAUCGUCCUUUGUUAUUACGAAUUCUGUAUUGCCGGUGGUUGAUAUAUCUGCAUUUAAUUACGGCGCGUACAGGCACAAGAUGAUCGAGGCUAAUCUGAAGAAGCAAUACGGAGACUCACAGCCACCUGGUAACGUCGUUCUCAACUCUAUUCAUUUGAACUCCAUUGAUUCCAAUGGUACUGUCAGAGUGGGCGAUGCUACUGGUAGUCCCGGAUUUAUUGACUCUAACGAGGAACGUUGUGGUGGGACGACUGAACUAAGCAGGAAGGAAAUUGAAUUUUUGCAUCCCUUGGAUCAUUUUUUGAUUAAAGGUUCCAAGAAGAGUUCUACUGUGGAGAUGGCUACGGGAACUAAGGAAUUUGAAGAUGCGCUUUCGGAAUUGGUGGAUUUUGAUAAAGGGGUGGGACAGAAAAAUUAUGAGAGUUGCUUCGCCAAGACCUCCAAUGACAGGACUAAUUUGUCAUCUAAGAAUAUAAAGAUGCCUACUGAGAUACAUAAGGUAGUGUUACCUAAAUCGAAGCAUGGGUCCAAGGUAGAUUUUCAUUCUACUACAAAGACGAUAUCUAAAGUCGAUUCAAGUUUAAAACCUGGAUCUUUUAAAGAUUCUAGAAAAAGCCCCGUGAGCUUUCCAAGAAUAAACUCUGUGUCUUCCGCUGUACGAACGUCGGAAGCAAAAGAAAUUGAACGAAGUAAUGUGCAAAGUAAAAGAAGAAAAACCUUGAAGAGAACCUCCAUUCGUCCAGCUACAAGUACGGAAUCCUUAAGUCCCGUUUCUACGAAGCGUUCACCAUCAACAGAUCAAGAGGAUGGAGAAUCCUUCAAUAGAACAUCCUUUAGCUCUAGUGAGGCUGAAAGCUCCUUUCACGGAUCCACCAAGUCUCGGAGUAAAAGUGGAAAUCGCAUCCGGUUUCCUGCGAAUGAAUUUCAAGUUGGUGAACAAUUACAUGAUAGGUCAAUCGUCACAAUUGAGGAACAGAUCCAAGCUCUUGGCAUCGAUAAGACUUCUUCACUGAUCCGGAAACCAUCGAGCAUUAAGAAUCUAACGGAACGUUCAGUGGCGAGAUCGAAAUCGAAAAAAUUUAUUUUUGAAAAAUCUGGAAGUCUGGUCAGAGAUUACCAUAGCAAUCCAUCCUCCACUUCCGGGAGUCGUAGCGUGACACCUAAUUCUCGACCGAGAACAGCUAAUCCAUCGAUUACUUUCAGACCGAGAUCCUUUGAAGGUUCUAUUAAAUCGUCCUUAUCUAUUCCUGAAAGCGCUAAAGACAUUCAAGAGCCAAUAGCUAAUCGUGAGACAUCAAAGCAUACAGUAAAUCCAAUGGAUUCAGACAAAAAUUCAUUAAAAUUACAAAUUUCUAAAGAUAAUGCUGCGAGUAGAAAAUAUUCUAGAGGACGUUCUUUGGAUCCUAGUAAAAGUCGGAAAUUCUCGAAAAAAUCACCAACGCCUAGGUCAUCCGAACGGAUGUCCAAUUUGAGGAUCGAUUCGUCAAGAUCCAGACACGUUUUGUUGACAUCUUCAAGCGCCUUUACGAAUUCCACGUUAUCGAUGCAGCCGCCAGUUUUACCGUCUUCGAAUUCCUCGGCGGUAGCUACACACGUUAAAGCUAAUACACAGGAACGCGUAGUGCGAUCGCCCGAACGUAUUGGGAAGAGCGGCGACAGCGAACCCGCCGUUAAGAGCAAAACUUUGGGAAGUUAUUUGAGGAUGGCGGAGAGGCGGAGGACAUUUUUGGGAAAUUUAAAUAAAACGCCGAGUAAGAGCGAGCGGCCGAGGACUGCAGGUGCUGAAACGAUGACAGAAGCGAAAAUUGUGACGGAGGCUCUGAAGUCGGAAAAUGAUCCAGAGAAAAUGGUGACACCCGACGAGGAUCAACUGUUGAAUUUGAAGAUAAGGGGACGCGAUAAAAUUGAUAAGUCUAAUUCAAAAAUUCGAAACAAUUUUCCCCGUGUUCAAGAUCAGGGUUUCAACCCAGAGGAGUCACAAGGCAAAAGAUCGAAAAAAUUAAUGAAAAGUUCCAGUAGUUCUAUUAAUUAUAAAGAUCGCUACGUGCGAUCAAUGCUUUUGGGACACGAGAAACCAAAAAGUAUAACAAGAAAUCCAAUAAUUGUAAACCGAUCGCAAAAUCAAAGACCCAAACUCUUGGCGACAGACGGUUCUGUAGAGAUCACGUCAACCAUGUUAUCGAAUAGUUUAUCGAACUCGCAGGAAAAUCAGAAGCCAAUGACGAGUUCAGUUACAGUGGAAAACUCAAAAGAGACAGAAAUAAAAUCAAUCUCAUUUUCUGAAGACGAGUCAAAGCGAUUCAAAAAGAAAUAUCCAAAUCAACCAGAUUCGCCUGAACGGGAAGCAAAGAUUUCGAGAGUAUCGAAACCAAAGUCCACUAAAAAGCAUGAAAAAUCUCAAAGAAAGUCUAAACAGUCCGGAAUUCCCAUUCUGGCUAGCAACAAAAUAAAUUCCCCAAAUAAAUCCAAAAGAGCUAAAAAGGACCUACUGAAUCUCGAUUCCCUAAAUUCGUUAAAGGGCAGUACAAAAUCAAAAUUGCUGAUCCAAAAAAGUUUACGUAGUUACAUUAGAAGACUGAAGCACGUUCUCACCGAUCAAAGAAAGGAUCACAACGAAGAUUCGGAAAGUCUAGCCAGCCUAAGUCUGACGGACGCCAUACUGCCUGAAUUACGAUCGUCCCUGUGUUCCAGUGAAUUCGAAGAACUGGAAAGACUCCUGAAACGACUAGAAGCGUCCACGGCGACACACGUGAUCGGUCGCGAGAUUGAAGCGUGAAAAAAAAAAUUAAAGUCGAUAAAAAUAAUCCAUUUGUCCCAACGAGUAAAGGUUGUUCGUGGAUCUACGGAAUCGUAGGGGUUCGUUCGAUGUCGAAGACUUCCACGAUAAAUCACUCUGCCAGGAAGAAACGGCCAACGGAUGGAAAGUUCAGGCCGACUUUUAACGAUCCGCACGUCGGUCCGUGCCGCAUCGGUAGUGAUUUAUGGCGGUGUCAACGCUCGUCUAUUUAUUAAUAGCACGUUGUUACGUAUAAAAGAAACGUGGCAAUAAGACCCAGAUAAAGAGGAAUACGUGUUUCUAUUAUACUAAGGUCCCGAACCUUUCCGGGAUGACGACAUCCACUUAGCUCUGACUUACUUAUGCAUUUAAGCUGCCCUGUUAGGUUAGGUUGUCGUUGCUUGAACGAGUCUCGCUGGAUUGGGACUCGUCACGUUUCAUUUGGGCCAGACAGAUUGGACAGAUUAAGAAAAACGAUUUUAUUUGCUAACAACUUUCUUCUUCUUUUGGUCAACCGGACGAGGAGUUCUUGGCAUCAGUUCUAAGAAUAUGAAAAUUCAAAUACUGGUUUAAGGGACGUAAAAUGGGCCCGAAAAUUUCACCUAAGAAAUGUACGUGGUAUUAAUAUCGAGAUUGACUGAUUGUCAAAUCAAAUAUUUAUCACGAUUUACAUAGUUCACAAUUUUUUUUAUCCUCCGUCAAAAUUCAGAAUAAUGAUCAUAGAAGUAACAUUCGCCGGUUGCGGAAAGCUGAAAAAGAAAAAAAAAACUUGAUUAUCAGACGAAUCAAUUGUCAAAUAAUCGAGAUUCCCGUCCGCCAAUUUAAAUAAUCUUCUUAGAAGCUUCCCAGCAGGAUCCCCAGCAACCCAGCCUCUGAAUUCUUUUUUACUCACACAUACUGCCAUUAGAAGUAGUAUCGUCCAACUUCCGUUCAACAAGGCUCUCAUUGAAUAGAUCGUCGCAGACCCCCUCGAAGUAUAAGUAUACUCCGUCCAAAGAUUUUCAACAUUCUCAACACGACACGUUGUCGUACGACGCGAAUGAUGACUUUCACGCGACGAUUGCGACGAUUGCAAGCAUCUGGGAAAGCGAUUACCGCAACUCUCCUAUUACUAUAGGAGACGACAUUGCGUCCCACUUUACCGUUGAACUCAUGAAUUUCGGAACCUUCGGGUCGCAAGUGCCACGAGAAUCGUAGGAUAUUUAAAUUGAAGGUACUUUCUAAUGGAAGUACUUUCGAUCCUAUAAUACAACCUAUAAUAUAAUAAACACGCACUUGCGAGCGUACGAAGUCUGUCAGGUCCCACCUAUUGGGUCUUGCAUUAUUUGACCAGUUAAUAAUAGCGAUUCUAGGUUAUUAACGUACUCGAGGCCCUUAGUGCUCUGAGAAGACGAUCAUUUAAUACAGGCUACGGUCGUUGCAAUAAUUGCGGCAUUAUUCGUGUCUAUUUUUAGAGCUGAAUAGUGGACUCGUUUAAAAUCGGGUACCCUCGCCAUUUAAUGAUGCCUCCUCGUCGCGCAGUUGAAUGCUUCAAUUUGUAUGGCAUAAAAAGUAAAUUAUGGUUGGCGUUGAUAAAUAUUAGUGGGACCAGGUUUUAAUCUUUUUAUUUAAUUUUUUUGUUCC